AUGCAAAAGAGGCAGCUGCACUAUCCACAUCAUCAUCAUCAUUUCCAUCAUCAUCAUCUCCAACACCAGAAUUAUGUUCCAGUGACCCUUACACACAUUCGGCCUGUUGAAGAGAAGAGUAAUACGUCUAGUGUGGGUUCUUCUGAUAAUGUGCAGAAAUGGAUGGCGUUUGGUCUCAACAAGGAUGUUAUUUCCUCCGGCUCAUUAGGCACUCUACAACUACCAGCAACAUCACCAGGAGGAGCUGUGGUGGUUGUGGAAGAAGAAGAGGCGGCCGGUGUUGUAUACAGUGUGGAAGAAGAUAAUAAUAAUAAUAAUAAUAAUAAUAAUAAUAAAGAAAAAAGGAGGAGUGAGAAUGACGAGAUGGACUCUUCUAUUCGUCGACAGUUGAUCGCACUUUCAUCACGUGUUGGUCAUGCAAGAGAAGAGGAAAACUGUGUAGCCACACGCCGAGAGAGGCGUGGGAAAAACACUGAACAAACCCUCCAUACAAAUACAACAGGUAUUGCUAACAGUAAUAAUAAUAGUGGUAGUAGUAAUAACAGUAGUAGCCAUGAUAAUAACAGGAACAGGAAAACAAAUAUGAGUAGUGGAAAGAAACAUAACAGAGAGUCUGAUGGGGAGUUGGGGGAUCAUCAACCAUUAGUAAAAAGAAGUGCUGUCACUACUACAACUACUACAACUAAUCGAAGGAAGACUAUAGAAGAAGAAGGUGAAGAAGAAGAAGAGAAAGGAAAGAAAUCAUCAACUGCAGAAAAGAAGAAAAAAACAUCCAAUCGAAAAACUUCUACAUCUGCGGCUUCGAAACGUCAAUUGAAAGAGUCAACUCCUCCAACUUUGUUUAGUAUGCCAUCGGAUUCUUCUUCUGAAUCCCGUCAAGUGACAAUAUCAGUUCCAUUUAAGGAAAUAGAUGAUAAUAAUAUUAAUUAUUUAUUUAACGAUAUACAGGAUGCACUUAGUGAUCAAAAUCGUAUUCAAGCACCUACACUUUUUGUAGCCUUUAUUACACAUGAAGGAGAUACAAAUUUUUCCAUAUCUGCGAAUACGAAUGGUAAAGUUCAUUUUGUGCGAGGCGUUAAUCCUGAAAUGAGUCAUUUAAAAAUAAAAUCAUUUAUUCUUCGCUGGAAAGAUGAAGUAUUAGUUAUUCCUUCUACUCCAGGGUUAACUUUCCUAGUACGUGUUUUAGAAGAACUUCCUGGAGUUGAAAUUGUUACUUUUAAUGCUCCUUCAUUACUACUUUUACUACUCUCAUAUCGUCAAGGUAAACUCUUUACCUCCUGUAUUUCAGAUAUACGUCUAAUGGCAUGGAUGCUACAAACAUCAGAAGGUUCUGAUGCAUUUACAGAUUAUGAUGUACUUUUACAUUCAUCUCAUCAACAAAUAGGUCUUUCUGCAGGAUUUAGAAAUGUGAUUGGAUGUUCACUUAAACAAAUUGUUUGUCAUCGUGUUUAUUAUAUGGUACCUCUUUACCGUUCACUCUAUGGACAACUUGGAACUCUUGGAUUAUUACCAGCAUUUCUUAAACAAGAGAAACGUAUAUCUCUUCUUUGUGCAUCUAUGAAAUUAAAUGGAUUUACUGUUAAUAUGUCAGAAGUAGAAGGUUUUAAAUUACGUUGUGCUUCAAAAAUGGAAGAACUUCAAGCUUCUGCUCAGAAACUUCUUCCAUCUAUGCCAGAUUUUAAUCUGCAAAACUUAGAUGAAUGUAGAAUAGCUAUAUAUGAAGUUCUUCGUCUUGGUACAUAUCUUACACAUACAGAAUCUGAUGGAUCUAGUAGUUGUGCUGUAACUGUUACUAAAAGUGGUAAACUAUCAACUUCAGAAGAAACAUUAAAACUUUUAGCAUCUCAUCAUGAAUUUCCUCGUAUUCUUAUUGCGUACAGAAAAGCUGCAAAACUUCUUCAAACCUAUACUGUUGGGAUGAUGGAAACAGCUAUUCCUCUUGUAAAUGAUGAGGGAGAAUUUACAGAUCGUUGUAUCACGGAUGGUGGAAAUACAAAUACUAGUGAAAAAAAACUUGGUAAUGAGAAAACUGUGAGUGAUUCUAGUAUAAAAUGGGUUAAAUUGUAUCCUAAUUUUAUUCAAGAGGGUACGGAUACUGGACGACUUUCUUGUGUGGAGCCAAACUUGCAGAAUCUUCCACGUCCUCGUGUAAUUGAUGUUGAUGAUGCCCGUGUGGCCCAUGAGGCGGAGAUGGCUUCCUUUCGUCGCUGUUUUGCGGCCCCUGCCGGGUGUACACUUCUCUCUGUGGACUAUGAGCAGAUUGAACUCCGCGUGCUUGCGCAUCUCUCCGCGGACGCGGCCCUCGUGGAGGCCCUCACGCACGCCACCGACAUCCACCGCGCGAUUGCGGAGACGCUCUUCCGCAAGUCGCCUGUGAGCGGCGAUGAGCGGGCGCUGGCGAAGCGGGCGGUGUUCGGGACUCUCUACGGCGCCGGGCCCCGCACCCUCGCGGCCCAAAUGGGCGUCCCGCUCGAGCGGGCGAUGCGCGUCGCGGCGCUCUUCCGCGCGGCCUUCCCGCACGUCGCGGAGUUCCACCGGCGGGUGAUCGCGCAGUGCCGCGCCGACGGCGGCGUGCGGACGUUGAGUGGGCGGCGGCGGCGGCUGCAGGACAUCGACGAUCGCGUGAUGGGCCGCCGCGCCGGGGCCGAGCGGCAGGCAUUCAACACCGUCGUGCAGGGAAGUGCGGCGGAUGUGGUCAAGUUGGGCAUGCUCGCCGUCGAGCGGGAGGUGCUGCGGCCCCACGCCGGCGAAGUGAAACUGCUCGCGCAGAUCCACGACGAACUCGUGCUCGCCAUUCCCACAGAUAUGCUGCAGCGCAUAGUGCCUCUCGUUACGCAGAGCAUGGCUCACGCCGUCUCGCUCCUCGUGCCACUCCGCGUAACGGCCAAAGUGGGACGGUCACUGGGAGAAAUGGAGGAAUGGUCAGUAGAUCAUGAUUUGGGUAUUCGCGAAAUACCGUAA
Molecule: messenger RNA, 2961 nt
Organism: Trypanosoma theileri
Lineage: Eukaryota; Euglenozoa; Kinetoplastea; Trypanosomatida; Trypanosomatidae
Product: mitochondrial DNA polymerase I protein A
Exons: 1
Coding region: 1-2961 (986 amino acids)
Biological process (GO): double-strand break repair; DNA-templated DNA replication
Molecular function (GO): DNA binding; DNA-directed DNA polymerase activity
Source: RefSeq, a predicted model, not a curated record